GGGAGGAGGGGAUAAGAAAAUUAAACCCUUUAAGUCAAUGCAUAUUGUGGUGACUCUGGCACAGGAGCCCUCACAGUGGAGUCGGCCAGGGCUGUGCGUUCCCAAAAUAUGACCAGGGGUGCUUGGAUGUGUCGGCAGUAUGAUGACGGCUUAAAAAUCUGGUUUGCAGCACCCCGGGAGAACGAGAAACCGUUCACUGAUUCAGAGAGGGCUCAGAAAUGGCGACUGUCUCUGGCAUCUCUCUUGUUUUUCACAGUCCUGCUCUCUGAUCACUUGUGGUUCUGCGCCGAGGCGAAACUGACCAGGACCCGAGACAAGGAGCAUCACCAUCAGCAACAACAUCAACAGCAACAGCAGCGGCAGCAGCAGCAGCAGCAGCAGCGGCAGCAGCAGCAGCAGCAGCAGCGGCAGCAGCAGCGGCAGCAGGAGCCCUCCUGGCCAGCGCUAUAUACUAGCAUGGGGGAGUCCUCGCCUACCGUACAGGCACACAGACUCCUCUCCUCCUCCUCAUCACCCACCCUCCCCCCCUCUCCCAGCAGCAGCGGGAGCAGCAGCGGCGGCGGCGGCGGCAACGGCGGCAGUAGCAGCAGUAGCGGCCACAGCAGCAGAGGACAAAAAAAUCAGAACAAGGCUAUUUUUCUAGGAAACUCUACCAAACCUCUGUGGCGCUUGGAGACGUGUUACCCUGAGGCAGCCUCCUCAGGCCAGUGUUUCAUAGUUGAGGAUGCGGACUCCGUUUGCCAGAGGAACUGGAGUCAGGUAAUAGAAGAGGAGCCCCAGCAGCAGGUGACAGGGAAGCAUAAAACUCCUCACUUGAAGGAUUUCUACCUUCCCUUUUGUAAUUCCUACACGUUUUGGGAGUUGUUCUCUGGGUUGUCCAAUCCGGACUCUUUGAACUGUAGUCUGGACGUGGUGCUCCAGGAGGACAGGAAGAGGACGAGCUGCAGGCAGUGCGUUGAGGCUUACCAACGCUACGACCACCAUGCUCAGGAGAAAUACGAUGAGUUUGAGCUUGUGCUCAAGAAAUAUUUGCAAUCGGAUGAGUACUCAGUGAAAUCGUGUCCUAAGGAUUGUAAGACUGUCUACAAAGCCUGGCUCUGUUCCCAGUAUUUUGAAGUCACACAGUUUCACUGCAGAAAGACAAUUCCUUGCAAGCAAUACUGUUUGGAGGUUCAGACAAGGUGUCCAUUUAUAUUACCAGACAAUGAUGAUGUCAUCUAUGGAGGACUAUCGAGUUUCAUCUGUACAGGGUUGUAUGAAAACUUUCCAACCAAUGCAGAACCAGAAUGCUGUGAUGUCAGAUGGGGACUAUUAUCAGAUAAUGAAUCCAAAGGGACUACAAAUAUAAAUGAAUCAUGUCACAGGACAUCGCUCACAGUUUCAUCAGCAUCAAGACUGUGCAACAGCAGGCUCAAACUGUGUGUGCUUGUAUUGAUUCUCUUGCAUACAGUGCUAACAGCGUCAGCAGCACAGAACACAACAGGACUGGGCUUUGGCAGCAUUACCACGUUGGACGACAAUUCGACUAACGAGGAGUAAAGGAAAAGAGAGGUCAUGACAGACGCUCAACAGGCCCAUGUGAAAUGAAUAACUGCAGUAAAAUGUAACAGGAACUGGGUGCUUUUACCCUUAAAUCACUUAUUGCAAGGCCUUUGGGGUAAAAUUUAAAAGAUGGGCCAGAAUCCAACUAACAAGGACACAAACACAGCUUUUUAUUGACUAAAAGGCUGUAUGGUGAUUUAAAUUUCUCACACCAUUUUAUACACUGUGUUUUAAUGUUUGGAGUUUGGUUUUAUCUUU
This is a messenger RNA of Vombatus ursinus (common wombat), 1800 nucleotides long. Its product is annotated as transmembrane protein FAM155A-like. The record is from RefSeq and is a predicted model, not a curated record. The transcript has 3 exons. Lineage: Eukaryota; Metazoa; Chordata; Mammalia; Diprotodontia; Vombatidae. Gene Ontology annotation, cellular component: plasma membrane. Bases 109 to 1539 code for a protein of 476 amino acids. Gene Ontology annotation, biological process: calcium ion import across plasma membrane. Gene Ontology annotation, molecular function: stretch-activated, monoatomic cation-selective, calcium channel activity.